AUGAUGAAUCCAGUCUUUACCAACGCAGCUGGUAUGGACAAAAAUGUACUUCAACGGUAUUUAGCAUUGCCACAACCCGAUGGUAAAUCAAUGGUAACCUACGUAUGGAUUGAUGGAACAGGCGAGAAUCUUCGAGCUAAAACCCGUACAUGUGAUAAAGAGCCGAAAUCACCGGAUGAUGUAUCGUGGUGGAACUUUGAUGGCUCAUCAACUGGUCAAGCUGAGGGAUCAAAUUCAGAAGUUUAUCUAAAGCCAAUUGCCUUGUUCAAUGAUCCAUUUACACUAGGGCAAAAUAAAGUCGUUCUUUGCGAAACAUACAACUUUGAUAUGAAACCAACUGUAACGAAUCAUCGAGCAAAAUGUAUUGAGGCAAUGUUAGCUGCAAAAGAUCAACAUCCAAUAUUUGGCCUUGAACAAGAAUAUACACUAAUGGAUCGAGAUGGAUGGCCAUUUGGAUGGCCUAAAGGAGGGUAUCCUCAACCACAAGGUCCUUUCUAUUGUGGUAUUGGUGCAUGUUUAGCAUUAGGUCGUGAUUUAGUCGAAUCACAUUAUAAGGCAUGUCUAUAUGCUGGAGUCAAUAUUCGAGGAACCAAUGCUGAAGUUAUGCCAGCGCAAUGGGAAUAUCAAGUUGGCCCAUCCGAAGGUAUUGACGCUGCCGAUCAACUCUGGAUGUCACGAUAUUUAUUACAACGCAUAGCUGAAGAAUUUGGUACUCAAGUUAGUUUUCAUCCAAAACCCAUUGCUGGAGAUUGGAAUGGUGCUGGAUGUCAUACAAAUUUCUCCACACUUGUUAUGCGCGAACCAAACGGCAUCAACGCAAUUCAUACAGCUAUAGAACGACUUAAAGCACGCCAUCACACUCAUAUCAGUCUAUGUGCUGGUGUUGCAAAUCGAGGUGCUUCUAUUCGAAUUCCUCGACAAGUUGAUGAAGAAAAAUGUGGCUAUUUUGAAGAUCGUCGACCAGCAUCGAAUUGUGAUCCAUAUGCUGUAACUAGCAUAAUUGUGCGUACGGUAUGUCUUGGUGAACAAGAUUGA
Rotaria socialis is the source of this 1035-nucleotide messenger RNA. NCBI's taxonomy places the organism in Eukaryota, Metazoa, Rotifera, Eurotatoria, Philodinida, Philodinidae. The record is from the annotation of a GenBank genome assembly.